This is a messenger RNA of Ilex paraguariensis (yerba mate), 1136 nucleotides long. NCBI's taxonomy places the organism in Eukaryota, Viridiplantae, Streptophyta, Magnoliopsida, Aquifoliales, Aquifoliaceae. The record is from the annotation of a GenBank genome assembly.
ACAAUAGGGCAACCCUAUGUUCUGAAUUUCAUGCACAAGGAGAAUAAGUCACCUAGGUCUUGUCUCACCCUAACCAUCCUAUAAAAUUCUUCUGUAUCAUACCCUCUCCUCCAUAGCACAAAACUUUGAACCCUCUGUCGUAGUCGGAAUUUACAGAAACUCACCGGAAACUUUGAAAAUAUAUCUUGUGUACCCUAUUAAUAAGUUUGAAAGAAGGUGGUGGUAUCAAUCAGUUUGCACUUACAAUUUCAUUUGUUGUGGAGUUAUCGCGAAGAUUAAUGGAAAUGGCCAGGACGGUGACCUGCUAUGAGAGUGAUCUGAAUCUUAAGGCAACAGAGCUAAGAUUAGGGUUGCCAGGCACUGAUGAGCCCGGAAAACAACCGUCUGCUGGUAUUAAAAGCAACAAAAGAGCUUUUAAUACAGUUGCUCUGCAACCAGAUUCCGAAAAGGGUGACCAACACAGUUGCUCUGCAACCAAGGCACAAGUAGUAGGGUGGCCACCUGUCCAAUCCUACCGGAAAAAUGUUUUCCAACCGAAGAAGGUGGAGGCUGAAACUGCCGGAAUUUACGUGAAAGUGAGCAUGGAUGGAGCUCCUUAUCUUAGAAAGAUCGAUAUAAAGGUUUACAAAAGCUACCCAGAUCUCCUCAGCGCCUUGGAAGACAUGUUCAAGUGCACCAUAGGUGUAUACUCGGAGAGAGAAGGAUAUGAUGGAUCUGAAUAUGCACCAACUUAUGAAGACAAAGAUGGCGAUUGGAUGCUGGUCGGAGAUGUUCCAUGGGAGAUGUUUAUUUCCUCUUGCAAAAGGCUGAGAAUCAUGAAAGGUUCAGAAGCUAAAGGCUUGGGUUGUCUUUAGAAACCCUGAUUUCACACAGCUCAAGCUCAAUACAUACACCAGAUGGAUCAAGAAAACAUAGUCUUUCUCACAGGAAGAAAAUCUUUCAGCUUCGAGGUCCUCAAGAGCAAGAGUCCAAGACAAUCAGAUUUAGGGCUGGUUUUGGGCCUUUUUGAUAUUUUUGGUUUUGUAUCAACCCACACAAUUGGAUAGUACUGCAUAUAUAUCCUUCAGAUCUUUCUGUACAGAUGAAGUUUACUUAAUUUCUAGUUUCUACAUGUUUUCGGCUAGAUAGUGUUAUAU